This is a messenger RNA of Myxocyprinus asiaticus (Chinese sucker), 10247 nucleotides long. RefSeq lists its product as uncharacterized. NCBI's taxonomy places the organism in Eukaryota, Metazoa, Chordata, Actinopteri, Cypriniformes, Catostomidae. The transcript has 38 exons. Bases 176 to 8011 code for a protein of 2611 amino acids. The record is from RefSeq and is a predicted model, not a curated record.
AUCUUCACACAGCACAGCUCCUUCCACUUUAAAAUCACCAGUAAGCGUUAACCUACAGCAGAGCGUUGGAACUCUUUAAAAACAGCAGAUUUAAACAGAAGAUUUCAAUUAUAUUGUGAAGACUUCUCAAGAUUUUUAUCAGCCUUCUCUGGUCCAACCAUCUUUUAAUAGUGAGAUGGGUCUCUCUGAGAAAAUAUUUUUUGGCCUUCUCUUACAAGAUGUUUUGUGUAGUGAUUGGUCCAUCAGACUUCCAGAGAAGAUCGAAGCUCUGAGUAAAUCCUGUGUGCUCAUAAAUUGUGCAUUCAAGAUUGAUGGACAAUUUGACAAAGACCUCACUAAGAGUGCUGCGGGAAUGUGGCUAAAAGAUGAACUUCAGAAAGAGAUUGUAGUGUUUGACUCCAGAUAUCCUAGUGAAAAACACUUUAAAGGGGAAAUAACUGGAAAAUUACAAGAGAAGAACUGCACCACAAUCUUUACUGACAUUAGUUCAAAUCACAAUGGAAAAUAUUACUUCAGGAUUGAGGGUAAUGGUGGACUGAAAUAUACCUACAGAACAGGCUAUGUCACUAUAAAUGUCAUUGAAUCUCCUGAUAAACCCACAGUGAAGUUGUAUGUGGAUCAGAUGGAGGUGCAGAGUCAUCAGGAGGUGUUGGAGGGGAGCUCUGUGAAUCUGUACUGCUUUGCUGAGACUCUCUGCUCCUCUCCUCCAGCAACUCUCACAUGGAGCUCCACUCACAGACUCCCCCUCAGUCUACAGGAGCAGCAGAAUCAAACUGAACUCAUCUCUCAUCUCAACUUCACUGCUACUCAUCUUCAACAUACAGUCACUUUCACCUGCACUGUCACCUACCAGCUACAGGACAACAAUAAAACAGCACAGGAGUCCCUAAAGCUGCAUGUUCAGUAUUCUCCUAAAAACACAUCAGUGUCUGUGUUUCCCCCUGACUCUGUGUUGGAGGGCAGUUCAGUGAAUCUGACCUGCAGCAGUGAAGCAAAUCCAGCAGUGAUCAACUACACCUGGUACAGAGAAAAUGAAGGACAGUUAGAACAGCUGCAGACUGGAGAAAUUCUCAUCUUCAAGAAGAUCAAGUCAACACAUAGAAGCUGGUAUUACUGUGUAGCUCAGAACAAACAUGGCACCCAGAACUCAUCAGUGCUGCUGGAUGUUCAAUUUGCUCCCCAAAUCUAUACUUCUUCAAGCAGUAACUGUAGGGAUAUCAUUUUUUAUUCAUGUGAGGUUGAUGGGAAUCCCUUUCCUAAACUGGAGUGGCGUCUGUCUGGACAUCCUCUCACUAACUCUACAAACACGUUGAUCAGUGAAGAGCGAUUGAGUAGCACAGUCUUGAGGAGCUCCAUCAGUCUACAUCACUCAGUUCCAGCAUACACAUCCACUCUGCAGUGUGUCACCACCAACACUCAUGGCACUAAAAGAAAAGAGUUUCAAAUCCAACAGACUGCAUGGUUUAAUAUUUACUCCCUGAUGAUUGGAGCUGCUGUUGGGGCUUCAGUUAUGGCGAUCUUAUGUAUCAUAACACACCUGUACAAAAGAUGGAUCUGCAAGAUAAGACGGGAAGACAAAAUGGGACUUGUUGUGACUGAUGGGGCUGUUUCACUGGAGAAUGAGGAGUCUGAUUAUGCCAAUAAAAUCAUGAUGUCACCUGCUGGAGCUGUCACACCGAAUCAUCCAGAAACCCUCCAUUAUUCCUCUUUUGACUUCAAAAAUACCAAACGGGAAUCAGGAGAGAUCAUAGGUAUCUCCUCGCUUACUGCCGACUAUGCUGUGGUCCAAUAUGGUCAAACCAUGGCAGGCAGCGAGGCUAAGAUCAGAUCAAAUACAACAUAUGAAUUUACCACCCAUAUCCAGGUUGCUUCUGCAGCAAACAAAGCUUCUGACAUUUAUGCACAAAUACAAAAACCUCACAAAAUCUCCUCAUAUCCCAUAGUGAAGUUGUAUGUGGAUCAGAUGGAGGUGCAGAGUCAUCAGGAGGUGUUGGAGGGGAGCUCUGUGAGUCUGUACUGCUCUGCUGAGACUCGCUGCUCCUCUCCUCCAGCAACUCUCACAUGGAGCUCCACUCACAGACUCCCCCUCAGUCUACAGGAGCAGCAGAGUCAAACUGAACUCAUCUCUCAUCUCAACUUCACUGCUACUCAUCUUCAACACACAGUCACUUUCACCUGCACUGUCACCUACCAGCUACACUGUAACAGAGCUGAUUUAACUGAAGUGUGUUUCUGUGAGGUUGAUGGGAAGCCCUUUCCUAAACUGGAGUGGCAUCUGUCUGGACGUCCUGUCUCUUACUCUACAAACACGUUGAUCAGUGGGCGCUUAGAAGCCUUCCUGGGGUUCUUGGUCACGGACCGUGAGACGGGGGGCAUCAACUUCCUGCGGGGAGCUGUACGCCAGGGCCGAGCUGUUGGCUCAGGCUGCAGUGGAGCCGAUGUUGCCGCCGCAGGAGGAUCGCCAUGGCAAUGGGCAGACAGGAGGAAGUCCUGGACAGACAUGAUGAUAAAGGAAUUUGAUGCUAGUCUGUAUAUUGUGUUACUGAUUCUCUUCACACAGCACCGUUUUGCUCAGUGUCAAAUCAUCAGCAGGUGUGAAGUUGUAUGUGAACAGAUGGAUGUGCAGAGUCAUCAGGAGGUGUUGAAGGGGAGCUCAGUGAGUCUGUACUGCUCUGCUGAGACUCUCUGCUCCUCUCCUCCAGCAACUCUCACAUGGAGCUCCACUCACAGACUACAGGAACAGCAGAGUCAAACUGAACUAAUCUCUUAUCUCAACUUCACUGCUACUCACCUUCAACAUACAGUCACUUUCACCUGCACUAUCACCUACCAGCUACAGGACAACAACAAAACAGCACACAACCUCACAUUACAUGUUACAUAUGCACACAAAAUCUUUCUCUCAUCCAGCUGUAACAGAGCUAAUGUCACUGAUGUGUGUUUAUAUGAGGUUGAUGGGAAUCCCUUUCCUAAACUGGAGUGGCGUCUAUCUGGACGUCUUCACUCUGCAUUCCCCUCUGAGGCUUCCAAGGUGGCCUAUGUCAUCACCCUGCUGACUGGAUGGGCCCAUGAGUGGGGAACUGCAGUGUGGGAUGCUCAGGCCUCCUUCUGUUCCAGUUUUACUUCAUUUUCAGCUAAUAUGAAGAAGAUCUUAGACUGUUCUCUCCGGGGCAUGGAGGCCACUUGCCAGCUGUAUGACAUCAAACAGGGGGAGCAUUCUGUCUCGGACUUCGCAAUCGGAUUUUCGCAAUUGGACUUAGCGGCUUCUGGGGAUUGGAACAAGGGUGCAUUGUGGGAUGCCUUCCUGUAUGGGCUCACCGACCACAUCCUUGAUGAAAUCUAUGCCUUGGAUCUACCACCACACUUUGAAGACCUGGUCAGCCUUGCUAUAAGGGUGGACAACAAGCAAGCACUAUGCCAGUGCCAUCGUGCUUCUCGGCCCUUUGGUGCUUGGGCAGGACCCCAAUGUUCUGGCUCUGCCUCUGCCUUUCCUGACCUACCUUCUGACUUUGAACCCAUGGAGGCCGGCUGGACUCGGUUGGCAAAGGAGGAGAGUCAGCGACAUCUUACUCUGGGACCGUAUUGUGGAGUCUACAUCGACUCAGGGGCUGAGGGUAACUUCAUUGACUCUUCAUUGGCCAGACAUUUGGGUCUUCCAGUAACAGAUCUGGAUUUUUCUCUGGAUGCUAGCGGUCUGAGUGGCCAACCCCUGAAGAGAGUUACCCAAGCCUCCAUCCUGGUAGCCGGACUCAUUCACCCCUCCUCAUCGUCAGUGGGUGCAGGUUUCUUCUACGUGGAGAAGAAGGAUGGUUCGCUUCGGCACUGCAUUGACUAUCAAGGGCUGAACAACAUGACCAUCAAAAACAGGUAUCCCCUACCACUCAUGUCUACAGCCUUUGAGCUGUUGCAGGGAGUGGCCAUCUUCACGAAAUUGGACCUGCGCAACGCUUACCACUUGGUAUGCAUAAGGGAGAGGGAUGAGUGGAAGUUUAAUAUACCCACAGGACACUUUGAGUACCUGGUUAUGCCCUUUGGAUUGACUAAUGCCCCGGCCAUCUUCCAAGCUCUUGUGAAUGACGUGUUGAGAGAUAUGGUAAAUUACUUUGUCUUUGUGUAUCUGGAUGACAUACUGAUCUUCUCCCAGUCUCUCCAAGAACACACACAGCACAUCCGCCAGGUCCUCCAGAGGCUGCUUGAGAACCAACUCUUGGAGAAGUGUCAGUUCCAUGCACGGUCGGUUCCGUUCUUGGAGUUUUUUGUCUCCACUAAGGGAAUUCAAGUGGAUCCUGAUAAGGUGAGGGCUGUAUCCAGUUGGCCAACCCCAGACUCUCGCAAGUCACUGCAGAAGAUGGUGGUGGCGGCAGUGUCGUGGGAGAUCGAGGCUCGGGUCAGGAGAGUGGUUAGGACGGUCACCGCCCUGGAGGAGUGUCCAGAGGGUCUGCUGUUCAUCCCUGUGUCGGCCACCCUGUGGCACUCCUGGGAGGGGAGGUUCCAUGUGCUCUCUCACCAGUUUCCUGUCUCGUUUUUUAACCCGUUCCCUUUUGUCAGUCUGUUCCCAGACAAUUUCUCCUCUGACUGCUUCCAGGCAGCUACAGGAUCUUCACCUCCAAAGUCACGGCCCCUCUCCUCUGGUUUCCCAACCACCUGUUCUCUGCUGUGGAGUCACCUGCCUCUCUCCUGGGCCUCACUGCUUACCCUCAGCCCCUCACCCUACCCAGACCCCACCGGGCAAUCCACUCGACUUGCCAGCCAGUUCAGGUAUUUUAUGUCUAUGUCUUCAGAUGCCCCUAAAAACACAUCAGUGUCUGUGUUUCCCUCUGACUCUGUGUUGGAGGGCAGUUCAGUGAAUCAUGCCCCUAUAGACACGUCAAUAUCAGGGAUUCCAUCCAGAUCUGUGUUGGAGGGCAUUCCAGUGACUCUGACCUGCAACACUAAUGAAUACCCUGCAGUGAUCAAAUACACCUGGUGCAGAGAGAAUAAAUGUCAGUUUGAACUGCUUGAGACUGGAUAUAAUCUCACCUUCAGUGUAUCUACAAACAUUGUGCGGUAUUACUGUACAGCUCAAAACCAGCAUGGCAGACAAAACGCAUCAAUUUUACUGGAUGUUCAGUAUAAACCCAAAAUCUCGCUCUCGUCCAGCUGUAACAGAGCUGAUAUAACUGAAGUGUGUUUCUGUGAGGUUGAUAGGAAUCCCUUUCCUAAACUGGAGUGGCAUCUGUCUGGACAUCCUGUCACUAACUCUACAAACACGUACCUAAAUGAAGAGGGAUUGAGCAGAACAGCCGUGAGGCGCUCCAUCCCUCUACAUCACUCACUCACACACAGACCCACUCUGCAGUGUGUCACCACCAACACCCAUGGCAAUGAGAAACAGCUGUUUCACUUCAUUCAGGAGUCAACAGGUAUUUCACAGAUAUAUAAUUAUUUAAGCGGAUCUUUAUUGUGCUCAUCAUGUGAUUUUGGAAUGUCAAAAGGCUACAGUUCCACCCCUGAUCAUAUUAAGAUUAAUUCUCCCCUUGUAUGCUCUGACUGUUGGACAUGGGCUCUACAAAAUGCUCAGAAGGAGUCCAGCACAUAUGCUUCUCUACAACUCUCUGCUCAAAGCUUUGAGUAUGAGACUUUGAAUUUUAAGGAAGUACGCAUGAUGACAGAGACGGGCUAUAAAAGGCCACCAGAGCAACAGACCGGAGAGAGAGACCAGAGUCGCUACGAGUGUACUAAAGACUUUGCUGUGAAGCUGAAAAGCCAAUACCUUGUUGGCGAUCUUCAUGAAAGGAUGGACAUUUGGACAGUAGAGAAAACAAUUUUUCUCAGUUUUCUGUUGAAAGGUGUUUUGUGUAGUGAUUGGCACAUCAGUCUGCCAGACAAGAUUGAAGCUCUGAGUGGAUCCUGUGUGACCAUAAAGUGUGCAUUUGACAUUAAGAAAGACUAUUACCAAGACCUCACCCAGAGUGCUGCAGGACUGUGGCUUAAAGAUGAACCUAAUGAUAAUACAGUGUUUGACUCCAGAAAUCCUGGUGAAAAACACUUUAGAGGGGAAAUAACUGGAAAAUUACAAGAGAAGAACUGCACCACAAUCUUUACUGACAUUAGUUCAAAUCACAGUGGAAAAUAUUACUUCAGGAUUGAGGGUAAUGGUGGACUGAAAUAUACCUACACAACAGGCUAUGUCACUAUAAAUGUCAUUGAAUCUCCUGAUAAACCCACAGUGAAGUUGUAUGUGGAUCAGAUGGAGGUGCAGAGUCAUCAGGAGGUGUUGGAGGGGAGCUCUGUGAGUCUGUACUGCUUUGCUGAGACUCUCUGCUCCUCUCCUCCAGCAACUCUCACAUGGAGCUCCACUCACAGACUCCCCCUCAGUCUACAGGAGCAGCAGAAUCAAACUGAACUCAUCUCUCAUCUCAACUUCACUGCUACUCACCUUCAACACACAGUCACUUUCACCUGCACUGUCACCUACCAGCUACAGGACAACAAUAAAACAGCACAGGAGUCCCUAAAGCUGCAUGUUCAGUAUUCUCCUAAAAACACAUCAGUGUCUGUGUUUCCCCCUGACUCUGUGUUGGAGGGCAGUUCAGUGAAUCUGACCUGCAGCAGUGAAGCAAAUCCAGCAGUGAUCAACUACACCUGGUACAGAGAAAAUGAAGGAAAGUUGAAGCACCUGACCAGACAGACUGGAGAAACUCUCAUCUUCAAGAAGUUAAAGUCAAAACACACAGGCUUGUACAACUGUGUAGCUCAGAACAAACAUGGCUCUCAAAACUCAUCAGUGUUUCUCAAAAUUCAUUGUGAUACAAAAUUAUUUAAAAAAUCUCAGUUUGGUGGACGUCUGGCAUGUUUGAAUCCAACUGAUCGUGAGUACUCUUUUGACUCAGCAGUGCAUAAAUCAGACUCCAGAAUUAAUCUUUUUGUUAUAGACUCCAAACUGCUGCAAACAGUCAGGUCCACUCAAUAUCAUAAUGGAUUAAUAUCUGAUCAUGCCCUACUAUCACUGGAUCUAAAACUGAAGCUGGAAAAUGAUACUCCUAAAGACACGAAAAUAUCAGUGAUUCCAUCCCUACCUGUGUUGGAGGGCAGUUCAGUGACUUUGACUUGCAGCAGUGAUGCAAAUCCAGCAGUGAUCAACUACACCUGGUACAGAGACAAUGGAUCUCAGUUUGAACAACUUGAGACUGGAUAUAAUCUCACCUUCAGUGAAACUAACACUGCACACAGUGGUUGGUACUACUGCACAGCUCAAAACCAGCAUGGCAAACAAAAUGCAUCAGUUUUACUGGAUAUUCAGUAUGCACCCAAAAUCUCGCCCUCCUCCAGCUGUAACAGAGCUGAUGUAACUGAUGUGUGUUUCUGUGAGGUUGAUGGGAAUCCCUCUCAUAAACUGGAAUGGUAUCGGUCUGGACGUCCUGUCACUAACCUCACAAACACGUUCAUCUAUGAAGAGCGCUUGAGCAGCACAGUCUUUAGGAGCUCCAUCACUCUACAUGACUCAAUCACACACACAUCCACUCUGCAGUGUUCCACCACCAACACUCAUGGCACUGCCAGCAAACUGUUUCAACUGCUUCUGUAUCAUCAAGAGUCAGCAGAUUUCCACAUUUUCUCUUUGCUGGUUGGAGUUGCUGUUGGGGCUUCACUAAUAAUGUUCUUGUUUAUCAUUAUGCAUCUCUAUGCACGAAGAAAAAACAGCAGAUCAUCACAGAAGAGACAAGGAGAUACAACUGGACUCAUUUUGAUUGAUAGGGCUGUUUCACAGGAUGAGGAGGAGCCUGUGUAUGUCAAUAAAGUCAUGCUGUCACCUGGAGCCGCCACACUGAAUUGUCCAGAAUCCCUUCAAUAUUCCUCCAUUGACUUUACAAAAACCCAACCAGAGUCAGAAGAGAUCAGGGGCAUCUCCUCACUUACUGCUGAGUACGCUGUUGUCCGACAUUACUCUGUUGGCGUGUCAGGAGCAGAGAGCUCAGUAGAAGGUGCCGGCCAUCAGCACAACAGCAACAUUUCAACAUCUGUGAUGUAGUCCCAGAAAAAUCAAACCAUACCAGACAAGGAACCAUCAGAAGGCACAACAUAUGUAAAUAUCACCUAUGCUAAGAUUGCUCCCAGUGCAGCUAGAAAGCCACAAUUCAUCAUGAAUGUAGACCAAGUUACAAAAUAAGAUGUGUCUAAGAAAACUGACCCAGAUUUGCUCACACAGCCUGUUGAAGUUUCUGAUCUUUAUGUACAAGUGAAACAUUGCCAUCCAAAGAGCUAGAAAGAUAGGCUGCUUGCUUGCAUUAGUUACAAAUUUAAAGUACCAUUUCAUGCCACGACAGUACAUUCAUUUUUUUUUUUUUUACCCAAUUGAUAAUUAUAUGCCACAAAUACACUUUUAUGCACAACACAAGUCAUCAGAGCUCAUUUCAUGCUUGUAUUAUGCAGUGUUUUAAAAUGUUUAACCUUUUCAUGAGUAGGGUCUAAAUUCCCCUGCAGUGCCCCCUGGAGUGAGUUAUUUUUGCAUGUGACACUGCACAGCCGGUAGAGGGGGCAGAGUGUAGAUUAGUUUUGUGUGUGUGUGUGUGUGUGUGUGUGUGACAAGUGCUAAUAUAAACAAACUUGGCUGCGUGCUUUGGAUAAUCACGCUUGAGCAACAUGUUUUCACUGCGAGUAUACAAGUUUUAUGACCAGCAUAAGCAGCUUGUAACGUAACUGGCUGUUGCAGAAACACAUAUGUGUGAUGCUACUGUAGUAUUUUUAAAUCCUGGUAAGCAUGAAGACUCAGAGUUUCCAGAAGUUACAUUUCAGAGAUUUUCAGAGACCAGCAUAUUAACCCAUAGCACCCUCUUCUGGACAAUAAUCAAUAAUACAAAGACACAACAGCUACUCUGCGUGGCCCAGCUAUUUCCAUCACACAUAUAAUCAGUAAAUGUUAUAGCACAAGAUUUGGGAUCCAUGAAAAAGAAAAAAAAAGAAAAAAGAAAACUGCAACAACGUUCCUUUAGUAAAAAUAUUACAUUCUCAUUUCUCAUUGUGGCAACAUUUUUGCAAAAUGAAAUUAUGUGUUUUAUUACAUGUGUCACCGCAGUUUUAAGGUUAAAAGUUAAAUGUUCUUCCAAAAAGAAGAGGCUUUAAAGGUUAACACUCUAUGGAGUAUUAAGUGAACAAAACCUACCUCCAUUACCUAAAUCUUUCGCCUAAACCUAACCAAUUGUGUCAUAAAAAGCAAAUGUGAGAUGAUAGAGCAUUAUCCUUAAAAACCCCAUCUGUUUAUAUAUAUAUAUAUAUAUAUAAACAAAACUGACGUCCUAACCCUAAAUCCUGUACUUAAACCUAAGCCGAUUGUGUGAAAAAAGUGAGGUGAACAAAACAGAAAUCCCUGUACCCUAAACCUAACCGAUACUGUGAUAAUAACAAGUAAUGGGUUCGAAAAAAAAUUGCUUCAAUGUCAUAAGGUAGCAUUGUGUGAUAAACUGAGUGAAAAAGAGGUAUUUAUGAACUGUUAAUCUGCUGUUUUACUUGUGAUUUGUGUGAAAGUGAAAAAAGAAACCUCAUUGUUAUUGCACCUCUUGUGUUUAUUUCACCAGAAAACUGCUGUGAUAUGUUUAACGAGGCACGUAAAAUUAAUUUUGCAAAAAAUGUUAGUAUAGAACUGUUAUUCUAUGAAACCAGGUUGAUAUGCCAAAUCUUCUGAAGCUGCACAAAAGUCAAUCUGGCAACAAACAAAACAAAACAAAAAAUUCACGUUAUCAAGGUGCAUUGCAAUAUUAUUAAUAAUAAACAAUAGAAAAUUUUUAUAUGAAGAAAAAUGGUCAAUGAUACUGCCCUGCAGCAGUUAAGUUUGUAAUUUAGUUUAAUUCUAAAUGGACUUACCUUCCUAAAAAUAAAGAAAACUAACUACUCCAACAAGGCAAAACUAUACUUUUUUCUUCAGACAUUAGCAUUUAUUACAAUCAAAAAUUAUUAGGCUAUUAAUUUGCCGCUUAUUUGUUGGUGAUUUUCUUUGUUUCCUGUCCUGUCAUUUUCUUUUUCUUUUAUUUAUUUAUUUAUUUAUUUUUUGCUCUAGCACUGCCAUUUUUGUUCUGCAUGCCUUUAGCACUUUUUAAACUUUACAAAUAAAAUGUAUUAGUAAUAUAGUAUACACAUUGUAUGCUAACUGCUGCGCUGCGAUUAAGCAUUGAGAAGCAUCAACGCAAAUGUCAUUUUUUCGAUCAUGAUUUCUACAAAUUGUAAAACUGUAUUUUGUAUUUUGUAAAUUGAAAAUAAAAGCUAUAUUUGGG